Spirometra erinaceieuropaei is the source of this 297-nucleotide messenger RNA. The record is from the annotation of a GenBank genome assembly. Lineage: Eukaryota; Metazoa; Platyhelminthes; Cestoda; Diphyllobothriidea; Diphyllobothriidae.
AUGCAGUAUCAGUCUAUUCGGAUCUCCGCCGUCACUUGUCUUCUGAAACGCCUCAGUGCCCUUCCGUCUAGGAUAAAGGAAUUUACGGGUGUAGAAUGGGAGGUGGAAAUCGGACGUAAGGCGCGGCUGGUUGCUAUGAGGGAGGAGUGGGGUAGGAGGAUGCACCAGGUUGAAGCGGAGGCUGGCCUGCUGCGGGGUCCGCAGGCGAAGGAAGACGAAAAUGUCCAGCAUGAGAUGACCGCAACUGCGGAGGAGGAAGAAGAACAAGUGAAGAAGGACACUGGUCGAGCACCGUAA